Messenger RNA from Nasonia vitripennis (jewel wasp), 2434 nucleotides. RefSeq lists its product as uncharacterized. Bases 699 to 2240 code for a protein of 513 amino acids. The transcript is spliced from 11 exons. NCBI's taxonomy places the organism in Eukaryota, Metazoa, Arthropoda, Insecta, Hymenoptera, Pteromalidae. The record is from RefSeq and is a predicted model, not a curated record.
UUUUUAUAUUUAAAGUUCGCACUCCAGUUCUUAAUCAUUCCACGCACGUUGGCAAGAAAGCCAACAAUUAACGACCUCAUGCGAUUUUAUGUAAAUUGAAUUAUUUGAGAGUAAAUACAUGCGCCGACACACAGUACAGAAUUUUUUAAUAUUCAAGCGUAGCAAUUAACAGUCUAUAUAUAGCUAUAUAAAGUUCUAAUCGCAGCGUGAGCGUGAACUUAUCAGUCAUUAGCUGAAGAGCAAAACGUAUCGUGGACAUACAUGUCUAUGAAACCAUUCAAAAAUUAACUCGGAAGUUCACGUGAAUCCCUCUCGAUGAAUAUUUUUCCGUAGAUUAUUCAACUAUCCUGUAUAGCACCGCUUACAUCGACGAGUAUGUACAUGUUAACUUGUAUAUAUUUCAAAACUUACAGCUGUUACUUUCCACCGCCUUUUAAAUCCUAAUAUACUUCCUCGAUCGAUAACGAAAAACCCCAGUACCGACUUGCGUCUGUGUAUAGAAAUUUGGACACGUGUAAGUCAUGGCGCUUAAAAAGAUCGUUGCCGGUACCAGAUUAUCGCAUAACUUGUCGCUAGUUGUCGUGGAGUGUUCAGCUUUGAUUAACCUUCAUAUAUAGCGCUAGAUUAAAUAAAACUAUCGAGUAAGUAGUUAGUCGACAGCCGGUUGAUACGUUGGUUCAAGAUCAAUCUUAAUCAAGAUGGAUCGCUGGAUAGGCAGGAUAGCCGUAGUGACAGGAGCUUCAUCGGGAAUCGGGCUGGCGAUCACCAAGGCUCUUCUCCGCCAAGAGAUGAUCGUCGUUGGACUUGCUAGAAGAAAGUACAAGAUGUUGGAUGGUGUAAAGAGCGAAAAGAAUUCCAAAAGCUUUUACGCCAAAGAGUGCGACGUUUCUAAUCCUGACAGCGUCAAAGAAGCUUUUGAGUACAUCAAGAAUACGUUCAAAACCAUUCACGUUCUCGUUAAUAAUGCUGGUCUGAUAAAGAUGAAGUCCAUCGAACAAUGUUCCGUAGAAGAUUUGCAGCAGGUCAUCGACGUGAACGUAAUGGGAGUCUUGUACUGUACCAGAGAGGCGACUAAGAUUAUAAAGGAAAAUGGCAAUGAAGCACACGUGAUCAAUAUAAGCAGUGUGGCUGGCUUAAGAGUAGCUCAUCAAAGCUGGUUUGGCGGCAAUGAUAACCAUUGCAACGUUUAUUCGCCUUCGAAAUACGCAGUGACGGCGCUUUCGGAAACUUUGAUCAAUGAAUUAAUGGGCCACAAAAUACGCGUAACGAAUCUUAGCCCAGGAUAUGUCCUCACAGAAAUUUUCGAAGCCAAAGCUAAUGAGUCGGAAUUCGUUGAUAUGCCUUACUUGACCGCAGACGAUGUUGCAGAUUCUGUUAUAUAUGUUCUCCAAACACCUCCACACGUUCAAAUAACCCAACUGACUAUUAAACCACUGGGAGAGAAAUUUUUUGCUGUUGAAGAGCAACAUAUAAAUAGAUUCUAUUAUUUAAAAAUGGAUCGCUGGAGGGAUAAGGUAGCAGUAGUGACAGGAGCGUCUGCCGGAAUCGGAUUGGCUAUCAGCAAAGCUUUGGUCCAGCAGGGCUUGAUAGUCGUUGGUCUAGCUAGAAGGAAGGCGAAGAUGGAGGAUGCAAUGAAAGACGCUAGUGGUCCAGGUCAAUUCCAUGCAAAAGAGUGCGACAUAACGAAAGAGCAAAAUGUGAUCGAAGCUUUGAACUGGGUGAAGAGCACGUUGGGAGCGGUUAACAUAUUGAUAAAUAAUGCUGGGGUCGUCAAGCACCAAAAAAUAGAAGAGACACCCACUCCAGAACUAGAGCACAUUAUCAACGUUAACUUACUGGGCCUUCUCUACUGCUCAAAAGAGGCUAUAAAAUUGAUGAAGGAAAAUCAGCAAGAAGCUCACAUUAUCAAUAUCAACAGCGUACUUGGACACAUGGUGCCUCCACCAGGACUAGUGGCGUUCAAUGUUUAUCCUGCGACAAAAUUUGCUGUCACAGCACUGUCCGAAACUUUGAAAAAUGAACUAAUAGGAUCGAACAUUCGCGUCACGAAUGUCAGUCCAGGAUUGGUGAAAACCGAAAUGGUGGUCGCAGCGAUUAAUAAAAAUUCAAUGUUUUCUAAAAUGCCAGCACUGGAACCAGAAGACGUAGCUUUCUCCAUUGUCCACGCACUGACAGUACCGCCUCACGUAGAAAUCAAUGAAAUCACAAUUCAGGCAAAGCAAGGACCUUUACUGCCAUAGAAUUAUUCACUUAUUGUACAAUUAAAACGACUAAUAGAUUUUUAAUCCCAUAUCUGGUAUAUUAUCACGGAUAAUGCUGAUUGACCAACAUUAAUGAUUCAAACACAAAGUUACAAAUCAAUAUUAAGCAAUCUUCAAAAUAAUCUCAUAUGAUGAAUCUUAUACAUAAUUAAUAAAAUAAAAUAAAUGAUAAA